Messenger RNA from Hepatospora eriocheir, 2001 nucleotides. NCBI's taxonomy places the organism in Eukaryota, Fungi, Microsporidia, Hepatosporidae. The record is from the annotation of a GenBank genome assembly.
AUGAAAUUAGAGAUAACAAGACCAAAUACAACAAAAGCAAGAAAAGCUUAUUUAUAUUCUUCAGAAAUAAAACAUGAUACUAUACAGUAUGUUAUACUUGAGAAUCAGUAUCUCUGUACCAUGAAAGGAGAUAAGAAUAUUAGUAAGGGUCAAAUAGCUAUGAAUAAUUCACUUAGAAGAUUUAUAGGAAAGAAAGUUGGUGAUAAUGUUUAUUUAGAAUAUUAUAAAAAAGAUAUUAUUGAUGAAAUAGAGUUAAUGAAGAUUAACAUACUAGCAAUUAAUAAAAUAUCAGCAGAGAGAAUGACACCUGUUGAAUAUGAUAGUGAAUUGUUGAUUAGUGAAAUAAAAGACUAUUAUAUGAAUGCGGGAUUAAAUAAUAGUCAAGUAAUAGAUUUUUGUUACGAAGAAUAUUACUUUUACUUAGAGAUUGUUGAUAUGAAUAUCUUAUCUGGUAUGUUAACUAGUAAAACUAACAUAUCUUUAGAAUCUAAUCACCCAAAUUUAAUAUUGAAUCAAAGUAUAAAUAGUGAUUUAAUGAGACCUGAUUUUGCUUUUGAGAAAUUGGAUAUUGGAGGGCUUAAGAAAGAAUUUGAACAAAUGUUUAGAAGGGCUUUUGUUCAAAGAUUGUUUGACCCUAAAACGAUUCAGAAGUUAGGAAUGCAUCAUGUUAAGGGAAUUAUGCUAUAUGGUCCACCUGGAACUGGUAAGACGUUAAUUGCUAGAAAGUUAGGAUCACUUCUGAAUUCAAGAGCACCUAAAAUUGUUAAUGGACCUGAAAUUUUAAAUAAGUACGUUGGUCAAUCAGAAGAAAAUAUAAGAAAUUUAUUUGCUGAGGCUGAGAAUGAGUAUAAAAUGAAGGGUGAUCGAUCGCAAUUACAUAUAAUUAUUUUUGAUGAAAUAGAUGCUAUUUGUAAAAAGAGAGGAUCAGAUUCCAGUGGAGUCGGGGAUAAAGUAGUUAAUCAGUUAUUAAGUAAAAUUGAUGGUGUUGAUAGUCUUAAUAAUAUUUUGGUGAUAGGAAUGACAAAUAGGCUUGAUUUAAUUGAUGAUGCAUUAUUGAGACCGGGUAGAUUUGAAAUUAAAUUAGAAAUUUCUUUGCCUAAUCUAAAGGCGAGACAAGAAAUAUUUCAAAUCCAUACAAAGCAAAUGCAAGGUAAUAAUUUCUUAGAUGAAAAUGUUAAUCUAGAAUCACUUUCAAAAUUAACUAAGAAUUACACGGGAGCUGAAAUAGCAGCAGUUGUUAGAAAUGCAGUUUCAUUUUCAUUACAAAGAAAAGUUCAAACAGUUGAUGAUAAAACAGUUGUUAAGGAUGAGAAAUUUACUAUUUUAGAGAAUGAUUUAUUACAAGCAAUAAGAGAAAUUAAACCAGCUUUUGGUGUUGAUGAAAGUGAGUUGAUGUUAAAGAAAGUUUUAUAUGAAACAACGCAUUUUGUUAAUCUUUCCAAUUUAGGAAAGUUACAAAUAGAUAAAUUACAAAAAACUGAUAUUUAUAGAACCAGUUCAUUAUUGUUUUAUGGUAAGCCAGGGACAGGUAAAACAACUUUAGCAGUAAGAACUGCUCUAUCAUCACAAUUCCCAUUCAUCAAAAUAAUUAAACCAAAAGACUUAGUGGGGUUACCAGAACAUGAAAAAGUUAAUUAUAUUAAAGCUAAAUUUAAUGAUGCUUAUAAAUCAGAAGAGUCAAUAAUUGUAUUAGAUGAAAUUGAAUCAUUAAUAGAGUACGUAAAUAUAGGACCAAGAUUCUCAAAUAACAUACUACAAGCACUUAAAAUUUUUAUAAAAGAAGAAAGCGAUAAUAAACUGUUUGUGAUAGGAACAACAUCUCAAAUAGAGGUGAUGGCAGCAGCUGAUUUGGUAAACUGUUUUUCAGAAAUAACAGAAGUGAAAGAAUGUGACAAUACAGACUUUAAUGAUUUAUGUGAACAGGAUUCACUAUUCAAAUCAAUUAACUUUACUAAAAACAUUUCUAUUAGAAAGUUAUUGAAUCAAUUAGAAAUUCAAUAA